CCCCCCGCCCCCCGGCAGACAGGUGACAGAAGUUUGUUAGAUGGCACAGGAAAUGUCACCAAACGCGGGGGGCGUAAGUCUUAGAAAAAAAGCUCCCCGAAGCCAACUGGGGAAGAGCAUUACAACUUGACAACCUGGAAGCUGGUUUUGCUUGUGCUGUUAGACGCUCUGCGCCAGCUCCUUCUUGCAGGAGAGGGUUUCUACACUGGAAAUGAGAUUUCUCAGCAAUCUUACUGUUUUGUAAAUCCUAAUGAGUGUCUUGUCUGCAAAAAACUACCACGUGCUUAGGCUGAAAUUUCUAAGCAAUGCAUCCUUCCAUGUCCCAAGCACCAUUACGCGGCAUUUUUGGGGUCAACAAUACAUCCUGCCCCAGGGAUAAAGAAAUACCUCUUCUCAUAAUUAAGGGAAGGGUGGCCAAGAUAGAGAGUUCCAGUUCGUGAAUAAACAAUGCAGCCAAGUGGAAAAGCUCCUUCUGUCUUAAUGAGUACCACUAACUGUGAAUUUUCCUUCUGUGGUUUCCAAAAAUGGACCCUCCUCAGUGGAACUCCUGAGGAGGACACUUAAACUAGGGGUUCAGGUUUCAGCAUCAUGAUCUUGUAAAAUGGGGGUAGCGGGGGUAGCCGAUGAUUCAGAGCUGCUGAGGCAGAUCUCCAGGUUAGGCUGGGGACUUUUUAAAUAGAGAAUUCCGAUGAACUUCACCUAAAUGCAGACUGGUUUUGACAACUGGGGCUGAAAACAACUUAUCCAAAGCUGCUGUCUCCAGGCUACGCCUUUCCAGAAGAACAGAGAUUGGCAGGGCGUUUGCGGAGAGCCUUGGCUUAUCCCAGAUGUUUCAAUCCGAAGGCUGCAUUUUGAACUUUGCUCUGAACUGACCCUGGAGUGACGCUCCAACGGUCUGUAAUAAUCCGAUAUUUUGCAUUCUAGAUGCCCCCAGAUCAAAUCUUUACUCAACAAACGGACUCAUGGUGAAGUCCCCAGGUAGAGCAGAUUUCCACGCCUUGGUGGAAGCCUCACUGAUUUAAAGUUAAGACAACCAAAACUCCCGGGAAUCCUCCAAACUGCCCAGUGUAUUUGGUCGUUGGAUGUCCUUUGGGGGAACAGGAGAAUCCAGGCAGGUUGGCUGCCAGGAAGCCCUGCUGUAGAAUUUUACAGUUGGGAGAGCCCCUCAAGACUGCUGUGUCUAAUCCCUCCUUUACAGAUGUUGAAAUUUAGGGAUUAAGUGAUUUCCCCAAGAUUGUGCAGCCUGUUAAUGGUAAACAGAUAUUCAGCAAAUAAUGCCCAAGAGCUUCAAGACAAACCCAUGGGCUUUGUCACAAAGGGCUCAAGAGUUAAAAAGAAUGGAAGUGUAACUCAGAACAAGUCGGGCUCAAAAGCUGUGUUGGAAUGGUAGAUUCUUGGGCCAGGGCAAGAUCAGAGACGAAGAGCAAAUAUCCCCUGAAGGCAGAAAAUCAAGGAGCAAAGGGAUUCUGCCCCUCCCCAUGCCUCACCAGUUAGGACCCCUCCCCCAUAGUAAGCCAAUAGCCCUUUCCGUAAGCUGAGUUCGCAUCACCAAAAAACCGAACCAGUGUUUCGUAUUCUGGAACUCACAGAGGGUCCUAAGUAACUGAGUUCAAAAUCCAAGCCUUUGUUUCUAGCUUUGAGGAGCUGGACACUUUCAGCCAGUUGGCCUCCUGAAUGAAUAAAUGUACAAAAAAGGAGAGGAGUCCAGGGAAGGAUGUAGUCUGCAAGCAGGGACUUCCCCACUUGGUUUUAUAAGGCUAGAGCAAGGCCCUGCUUCAGCGACAAGCCCAGACUCCUGCUUUGUCGAGGGAAAUUUUAUUGAGCACAUACUAUGUCCGAAUGCGCUGCCAGGCCGUGGGUCUGGAAAGAGCUGCUGACCACCCUUCUAGGUGCUCGGGACAUGCAAAACACAGAGCUUCCCAUCCAGAAACCCAUCCCAUUCAGAAACCAGGUUACUCUAGGAUGAUUCUAGACUGUGGUCUUAUCUUCAAAGCUAAAUAUAACAGGAGAUGCGACACUUUAGCAUGAUAGAGGCGUAGUGUUUGGAGGAAGAGUGGGUUUGGGGGUGCCCUCUUCCCUUUAUGGUGUUCCCAGUAAUGCUAAUAAGAAAGCUCCUGUUGCCCAGAAACCUAACAAUGCAAGUGAAAGUUCUGUUGGGACCUUGCUUCAGGGGAGUAGCAGGGAUGUAAAGCAACGUUUCCAGAAACAAAGGAAUCAAACACCGAGAGGGGGUUCAGAAGGUCCACAGGUGAUAGCAGUCAGGUCUGCCACCCAGUGACCACAGAUCAGGUCUAAGCAAGGUCCAACUACUCUUCAUCUACAUUCACAAGAACCAUCUAGAAUUUGCACUUUCCUGCUCGCUCCCAGGUUCCCUGGGCCACCAGGUUUGGCCUGAGGAAUCAGGAGAUUCCCAGAACUCCGUGCUGAAUAUGAGAGUAUGAACCUUCAAGAGCCUCCCGGCCAACCUCUGUGUAUUAAUGGAGGUCAAGGAUAUUUUUGUCUCUGAGAGGCAUUCCUCACAAUCCCUACCUAAGAUACCCCCUUCUAGGCCUUUUAAGUGCUGUUCCUUAGACAGCUGGGGGACGGAUCUGAUUCUGGACUGUUUAGGUCAGGCGCCUUCCCAUGGGGUUAGUUCCCCCCCUUUGCAAAACGAGUAAGACUUUACAAUGAGAUGAACAAAUGAGUUCCAAAUCCCCUUUCCACAUUAACAUUCCAUCAUUGUAACCCCACUGGGCUCCCUGUGGUUGGGGUCCCCUCCGAUAUUGCACAUCCAAACCGCAAAUCAUAAAGGGCAAAGAGGGCGUGAGGUAGGCACCCAUCAUCACCAGAACCUUCUGACGACGGGUAGGAACCCCCUCAUUACAAGACCUGCUGUCUUGUCCUACAUGCAGUCCCAAUGAAAAGAUUCUGGUCUCUUGAUCCCAUAGUGGUUUUAGGCUACAGAGAAAUUUCAGUCUGUCUCUUGGGGGCCUGGAUCAGUUUCAUCCUAACGUUUUUAUUCAGGUUGGUCCUGAGCCCCAAGGUCGUCUGACACCCUUCCGGGUUAGAACAACUGUGCUAAUAGGCCCUUGGACUUGGUUACCGCUUCUAACUGCUUUUUAGACACACGCUGAGCUCUGGAAGGACACAGCAGAUGGUUUUACUACACAUUUCAGGUUUAGGAUUCCUGUCAUUACCAUCCACAGAGACUGAAGUCCAUAGAGACAGAGACCAUCCCUCUGUCUUUCACUGGGGUCUCCCCGGUGCCCAGCACGGGGCCUGGCCCCCUCCUAGGCACUUCGCUGAAAACCUAAAUACUGGCUGUGUGCAGGGGCUAGAGGUGGGGAGGGAGAAGAAGGUACAAAGAGAUGAAGGCCCCAGGAUUUGUUUUCCUUGAGCUUAUCAUUUAAUUGAGCAAAUAAGAUAAACAUGCGAGUAAACAGUAUCCCGUUACUAAGGGAUACCGAUCUCCGGAAGAGAAGCCCCUGCGUGAAGUGGGUCAGAGGAGGCAUCGUGUUAGAAGCAAGAUUGGAGGAGGGCCUGGCAGGUGUAAAGGAGGUACCCAGCCUCCCCGGGGGGGGGGGGGGUGGGGGAGGGUUUGGUGGUUAACCACUAGAUGGUCAGGGACCGCAGGGCAAGGAGGAAUCCAUCUGGACCAGGGCCUGAGUCAAGUCUUAGAAGUGGAAGUGAGAAGGCUACAAAGAGGGUGGGGUCCAGCGACGAAGGGAUUGGAAGCCAGGCUCAUCCGUGGGUUUUAUUUGUCCUUCAGAAAGAGGAACACCACUGAAAAAGACGGAGCAGAAAAAUGUCCUAACAGUGCCGCAUUUCAAAGAGAUUAAUCGUACUGGGACACAAGGGGCCAGCCAGUUAGGCUGGUCAAGGAGUCUGGGGCUCUGCAGAGGAAAAACCCAAAUGAAUGGCCUGGUAGGGGGCACAGAUUAGAAGGAGCUAAACUGUGGGCUCGCAAUACCUCCCCCUCCCCCCUCCCUAAGGAUAAACACUCAAUACUAGAUAGACCAUAUUGCUGGAAAGUACUUCUUAUUUUAUUUUUGGCCUUCUAGAUCUCAAGCCCAGCCCUAUCUCACUCCUGUGCCGCAGCUGCCCUCCUCUUGGGAGGGAGUUUUGGAAGUCUGAUGCUGGAGGGGCGUUGUGAAAACCUCCUGUUGGGGAGCUCCCCCCACCCCCGCUUCCACCUUAAAUCAGCUGCUUUCCAUGCUGGGGAAGACCAGUGGCAAAACUGUUCUGUCAGUGCUCAGCCUACACCCUGAGACAUUUAACUGGCUUCCCCCGCUUUGCAAGUGCUCUCAGGAAGGACACACUGACGCACAUCAAAACGCAGAGGUCUGCCGCAGAGAGCAUAAGCUUUUUUUAAGCAUCUUAUGCCCUAUUUCAUUCUAUCAAAUAUUUAACAGUAAAGGUCAGAAAGUGAAUAUACUGUCCUUUUAGAGACCCGGGCUACGGUGGGAAUGGCGCCCUCGAGAGGAUGAGCGCUACUAAGUUAGGUCAGGUUUGCUGCUUUUUAAGAUGGACAGAGUAAACUCUUAAAUAUUAGAUCCUAAUCCCAGAACUGGGCAGGUCGACUGGAGAGAGGAGGGUGUACCCUCUUAUUUUCUCAGUCACCCUCUGCAUUAUCAGUAAAACCUGCCUUAGUACUCGCACGUGGCAAGUUACAGCCAGGAAAAGGCCACCCACGCAUCCAGAAAAACUCACCUAUAUACAACUGUGUGAUCGUAGAGAAGUCUUAAAUAAGUGUUCUAAGACCAGGGACUCACGUAUUAUUAAAGAUACUAAUUUGGGGUUGGGCUAAAAACCCAUCACUGUUUUGUUUUUUUCUUUUACUUUUAAAAAAUUACUUUUUCAUUAUGUUGAAUUAGCCAACAUAUCAUAUCACUGUUUCAAAGUGCAUGUCGCUGCAGGGGGCUCUGCAAAGGUGUGCUAGAACCCAGGGGGGAAGAGUCAAGUUCACCCAUCCUCCCUCCGGGGUUAAAUACGGUGUUUCUUUCCCCUUACUAGUGGGUUAGGAGCAUAGGUCUGUUGGCUCUGCUGUUUGUUGCAGAAAAGCGUAUUGAGGUCAGAGGGAACUUGGCAAGGUUAACUGGCUGUCCAGGCCCUACGAAUCUAUAGUGCUUUCUUUGGCCACUGUAUCCUAGGGUAUUUGUCAAUUGCUGAUACAUCAAAUGGUGAUCAACUCUGAGGAACUUCCUCAUGCUCAACAAACUCCCAGAAGACAGAGUUCUCACGUGUAGUUACAUCCCCAGGGGACCCCAGAUGAUAAUCAGAAUGUUGCUGACUGAGCGGGAAGUGGGAUCAACGCUCUGAAUGGCCAGUAGCAUCAAGCAGAGACGCGUAGGGUAUCUAUAGGAUGUCCCAAACACUUGCCCAUAGAAGGUGCUAGACGGAAUGUCAGUAGUGACUAACCUCCUAGUUUCCAGGCUUCAGUUCUGAUCGACAUGCCUUAUGAUCAGUUCAAGCUUCCUUUUCCUAACUUGUCUUCAAGUUCACGGUCAGCAUCAGUGCUUGGGUCUGGUGGCCAUUCUGUGUUCUUUGGGCUUCCUCUACCUAUGCUGUUCUGAUUCCUUUUGCUUGUUUUUCCCAUUUAUUGUCACAGCUGGAAAGUCUUGCUUCCAGAUUCUUUGGGGACUCCACAGAUAAUACUAAUAUAAAAUAAUUUGGAAGUAACACUUCCCAGCUGUGACCGUAAAAUAAAUAUGUUAUUGUUACCCAAAGACUUUAUAGUAACUGCAUGUUUUUUAAAUAUUCACCACCCUAAGAAAUGUGGUAAGUAGUUCUUGUCUAUUAAUGUUGGCUAAAGGGUUAGCAGAGUGACCCUCAUGCUAUUGCUGGUCUGAGUUUCUGCUUUUUUUUUUUUUUUAUUUUUUUUAUUUCAGAUUAAGAAUGACCCAAAAGACAUCACAGCUUUGUUCCACAGCCAAUGUUUAUACUCAAGUGCCUGAUGGAGGAUGGGGCUGGGUGGUAGCUGUGUCUUUUUUCUUCGUUGAAGUCUUUACGUACGGCAUCGUCAAGUCAUUUGGCGUCUUCUUCAAUGACUUAAUGGACAGUUUUGAUGAAUCUAACAGCAGGAUCUCCUGGGUCAUAUCAAUAUGUGUAUUUGUCUUAACAUUUACAGCUCCCCUCUCUGCUGUCCUGAGCACCCGUUUCGGACACCGUCUGGUGGUGGUGGCCGGGGGCCUGCUUGUCAGCACAGGAAUGGUGACGGCCUCCUUCUCCCGGGAGCUCUACCACAUGUAUAUCUCGAUCGGCGUCGUCUCCGGUUUGGGAUACUGCUUUAGCUUCCUACCAACUGUCACCAUCUUAUCUCAGUACUUUGACAAGAAGCGCUCCAUGGUCACUGCAGUUGCUUCCACGGGAGAAUGCUUCGCGAUGUUUGCUUUCGCCCCAGCGAUCACGGCGCUGAAGGACAGUAUCGGCUGGAGGUACAGCCUCCUCUUCGUGGGCCUGCUGCAGCUCAACAUCGUCGUCUGCGGGGCGCUGCUGAGACCAAUUGUCAUACGAGGACCCGGGUCCCCGAAAGCAGCCGCCCACGAGGGUCGGAAAGAAGUGCAGUAUAUGCUCGAGAAUGAGAAAACACGCACCUCAAUAGACUCCAUUGACUCAGGAGUAGAACUAACUACCUCACCGAAAAAUGUGCCUAGUGACGCCAACACAGAACUGGGACCGAAGGGCGACACACAGCAGGUCCUCGUGGGGAUGGGCUCCAAGCCAAGCCACCAGACAGCCCCUUUGUUAGACUUCUCAAUCUUGAAAGACAGAAGUUUUAUCUGUUACGCGUUGUUCGGUCUGUUUGCCACGCUGGGGUUCUUCGCGCCUUCCCUGUACAUCAUCCCCUUGGGCAUCAGCCUGGGCAUUGAGCAGGAGCGGGCUGCUUUUCUGUUAUCCACGAUGGCCAUCGCCGAAGUUUUCGGAAGGAUCGGAGCCGGCUGUGUGCUCAGCCGGGAGCCCAUCCGCAAGAUCUACAUCGAGCUCAUCUGCGUCAUCUUGCUGAUGGUGUCUCUGUUUGCCUUCACUUUCGCCGCCGAGUUCUGGGGCCUCAUGUCAUGUAGCAUCUUUUUUGGGUUCAUGGUUGGAACAGUUGGGGGAACCCACAUUCCACUGCUCGCCGAAGACGACGUCGUGGGAAUCGAGAGGAUGUCUUCUGCUGCUGGAGUGUAUGUCUUCAUUCAGAGCAUAGCAGGCCUGGCCGGACCACCCCUUGCAGGGCUGCUGGUGGACCAGAGCAAGAUCUACAGCCGCGCCUUCUACUCGUGCGCCGCCGGCAUGGCCGUGGCUGCCGUGUGCCUCGCGCUCGUGAGACCGUGUAAAACGGGACUGUGCCAGGGUCACCCUGCGGGUGAAGGACAGGCAGAGAGUCCUCGUGGGAAAGCUUUACAAGACAUACCUGAAGACUUUCUGGAAAUGGACCUUGGGAAAAAUGAGCAUAAAGGUCACGUGAAAACGGAGCCAGUGUGACAGGCUCCCCGGGCAGGGCCGCCACCCCGCUGGCCCGGAGGCAGGUGGACGGGGUGGCGGGGGGGCACAGGGAGGUACAGGGGCUAUCGGCUCUCCCCACUUUUAAAGCUACAUUUUAAAGGGAACGUACACGAGAAUACCACCAACAUCCUUUUUUUUUUUUUUUUCGCUUUUAAGUUUUCCCGUUCGAUUGUUUCUUAAGCCAAAACAAAAACCACCGAGCACUCUUCUGUACAUACGUCUGGUUGUAUGCAGGAGCAGCCGAGAGAUACAAAGAAGGACCCUAUGGCUCACAUUCUGGUUUUAAAAUAGUGACGCGAAAUGGUAAAGUGGUUUUAAGAGCUCUUGCGUGUGAUACACAGCUCGCUUACAAAAGGACAAUUAGCCCAGAUCACUGAGAUGAAAUUGGCCACUCAAAACAGACAAACAAACAAAACUUAAAUCAUUUAAAAAUUUUUCUCAUUUUUGGAAAUAUGAGCAAAUUACUUUAACACCCCCUUGGAAAACACUGAGGUCUCCGUUCACCAACUGUGGCCUCUCCGUUUUUCAAAUAUUCCAUGGGAAUGAAGUAUAGUUUAAGACCAAACAUUUGGUGAAUAAACAGAAAUUUAAAAAAAAAAAAAAGAUCCAUAACUUGAACUUACUUCAUCAAUGUGAAGAUUACCACUUCUUUUUAUGGCCAGUCAUUACCAGAAGUAUUUCAACACCGAAGAUAGAGAAUGACAUUCAAAAAUGUGUUUCCUGUUGCUUUCAAUUACUUAGAAAUAUGUGACUGUAGUGUCUUUAAUUUAAACCACUAUUUAUUAUUAAGUUAUUCUAGGAUGAUUAAUCAAAAGAAAUAAAAUCUGAGACCUAAGCAUCAUUUUUACCUCCUUUUUGCAAUCCUUUCAAUGCCUCAAAGAAUACUUCUUAUCUUGUAAAGUCACUCUCGUAAGAGGGUCAGGUUGUAAUGAUUCUUCGGUUUGGUCAGAGGCCACCUGUGCUGUUUGAAGGGGAAGAAAAUAAUCGCCUUAGCUUUUUAAAAUAAUCUGUUUUAUCACCUAAGAAUACUUGAGGAUCUCCUUUGAUCGGAAUUAUAUUUCAGUGAAUUGUUGAAGAAUUUGAUUUCUUUUCUUUUUGUAACCGCUAACUGUUGAAGCAUUUCUGUAUUUCACAUGGGGUAGCCGAGACGUGUGUUUUUACCAUCAUGAGUUAACAAGUUACAAUUUACAUCUUAUAUAAACCUUGAUUGCUCUAGUUGCCUGUUAUUAGGUAACUGCUCACUGUUGGUUGGGUUUUUUUGUUGUUUGUUUUUGGAAUUACACUACAUGUUUAAGUAUUUCUCAUUUUCUCAUUUUUCUGUAAAGAGGGCAAGUGUGGCUACUUACUUACACGUACUGAAUCUCACUCUCCAGGUGACGGUCGCUCACUGCUCCAUCUUUUACUCAUCUUUACUGUUAAUUUAUGACAACUCAGGGGGAAAAAAUGUAACAAGCCUAGUUUGGUUACAGGUACACACAAGCUUGAAUAUUUCUCUGCACUGAAAUGAAAGUGGCAUAGCUCAUCACCACCUGCUACAUUUUGUAUAGUAUUUUAUCAGCCAUAAAAAUAGGACAAUCUGGAAAACUCUCGGGGGCAGGGGAGAAAAUGACAAAGUGUCUGUGGCAGACACACCUAAAUCAAGGUGGAUGUAGCAAAUCUCUGUCACUGCUUGAGAAGGACUUUGAGCUUGUGGCAGUCUUGCAAACUUACAUGACUUCAGCACUUUACAACAUUUUUUACUAUGAAUGUUCAAUACAAUUUAAUAUUUAUAACUGAUUUCUGAGCAACUGGCUCUACGUCCGUUCUGUUAACUGCAUGAAAAAAAAUAUGCCAAUUUAAGUAUGUCAAUAAUCAAGUUUUAAAUGUUUGGAAGAAAAUUAAAACAGGAUUGCUGAUUUAUUCUGUAUUUGUGACAUUCUGGUACUUCUAGAUUUGCAAUAAAUGUAUGGCUUUUUUUUUU
Molecule: messenger RNA, 9427 nt
Organism: Mustela lutreola (European mink)
Lineage: Eukaryota; Metazoa; Chordata; Mammalia; Carnivora; Mustelidae
Gene: SLC16A6
Product: solute carrier family 16 member 6
Exons: 5
Coding region: 5875-7446 (523 amino acids)
Biological process (GO): transmembrane transport; monocarboxylic acid transport
Molecular function (GO): monocarboxylic acid transmembrane transporter activity
Source: RefSeq, a predicted model, not a curated record